AUGAAACGAGGGAGGAAGACGCGACAGCUGCGAUCGUCGGACAGAUCCGUGGACGUGCCUAACCAGGCUGCCGCGGAACUGCCAUCGUCUCCCCUCGCCGAGGUUGAUCAGUCUGGCCCUCGUCGCUGUCCCCCGCCCGUCCGUCAUCUCGAACCGCUUGCACAGGGACCCGAAGACAACAAUGGCGACGGGUUUCAUAAUGAUGUCGACCCGGAUGACGAACGAGCAAGUCCAGGCGAAGGUCCCGCGGCGCAGACGUCGUGUCUCGAUGAGAGCCCGCCGGCUGUCUGCGCCGCCGAUGAUCACUUUCAAUCGCGGACUCUGUGGCAGCGUUUGCAAGCCGCUGGCGUACGGUCGAGCGACGCUGUGACGUACAUCGGGGCCACUCUCGAGCUCUUUUAUGCCAACAUCUAUCCCAUCUUCCCCGUCCUGUACCGGCCAGACGCCGACCGAGCUCUUGACGCGAUGCGGUGGCAACCACAAGAGGGUGGCAUUUGGAGCGACAGAGCAUUUUCGCUGCUGGCAGCCGUGUGUGCCUACACGCUGGCAGUUCUCCCUCCAUCCGUUUCAGGCGCGAACUGGGCCAUCUCGGAAGCGUUCUUCCAAGCUUCAAAAUCAAGUCUGGACUCGUAUGCCGUGGCUGACAUCGAAAAGCCAAACAGCUCCUCGGUGUUCAUUCGCCAUCUACACGCGGCAUGGCAGUAUACAGCCGGCAGGUCCGAUGUGUCCUGGUAUAUCAUGGGAGAGGCCAUCCGGCUUGCUUUGUCCAUGAGAUUGUUCGACGAGCGAUCCUACGACGCGAUGGAGUAUAUCGAGGCUCAAAUGUGCCGUCGUGCAUUCUGGCUGCUGUAUUCGUCGGAUAAGUCGGCUGCUGUUUCGGGACGACGCGUGAUCGGCCUCAGUAGGACUCUGUUCCAACGUGUGAUCCCCCCGGCUUAUCCCGCAGAUCUCGGCGACCAGGACAGAGUUUCCAUGACCACGUCCGACGGUCUGGAGCAGGAAUUUGGACUUUCCAGUGGCUUCAAUGCGAAUCACGAUCUGUGGCGCGCCUCGGAAGAACUGCUUGCUCAUGAUGACGAAGCUGCCGGGAAUCCCAUGCCAGAAAGCCAUUUCGUCACACGUAUUGAUCAGAAUUUCAGGUGUCUGUCAGCUGCGUACUACAGAUUCCAGACGUGCUUGGAGGGUCUGCCGUUCGUCCUUGGUUUCCAUGACGCAUUCGACGCCACAGUCCAUAGCUUCAGGUUUCGCGCCGCGGAUGAAGUGCGAGCCGAGGUUCCUUUGGCCCUUCGCAUACAGCGGAGCAACCUGCAGAUCACGUAUCAAGCCCUGAAGAUGGUUUGUCUGCGAAAGUACCCUUCGCUAUUCCGGAGCCCCAGGCUUGACUGCUUGGACAUGCCUGCGGUGUCCAUCGCCUCCGCCUGCUCACCAGCGGGUUUGUACGCGGCGGACAUCCCGAGCAUGGUCAACGGCUCACCAUCGAGCCAUGUAGGGACUCUCGACUCGAACACGUCUGUGUCUCAUAGUGCGGCAACCGUGCCACAGCCCGAGGCACCUUUCCGACGCCAUGCCGUGAUAGAGGAGACCAUUCGAAUCACGAGAGACAUUCUCUUUGUCAUCCACACUUCCGGCUUGGAGGUGCUUCGGCUGAACGGCGAGGCUUGCGCGGAUAAAAUCCGCAUUGUUGGGGCAUCCAUCCUUGAGCUUCUGGCACACCAGCCCCUUGGGCUAGCUUCGACUCUAUCGAGGGACGCUACAAAGUAUGCGGAACUGUUCCCCCACAUUCUAGCCAUGCUGGACAGCAAGGCAGCUGACCAGGUGGGAAAAGAGCGCGGGUGA
Verticillium alfalfae VaMs.102 is the source of this 1836-nucleotide messenger RNA. RefSeq lists its product as hypothetical. Lineage: Eukaryota; Fungi; Ascomycota; Sordariomycetes; Glomerellales; Plectosphaerellaceae. Gene Ontology annotation, biological process: DNA-templated transcription. Gene Ontology annotation, molecular function: DNA binding; zinc ion binding. Bases 1 to 1836 code for a protein of 611 amino acids. The record is from RefSeq and is a predicted model, not a curated record. The transcript has a single exon.